CCCCACACAGUUUCUUAGCUUCAGCGCAGCAACAGUACUCUCUCUCUGCGAAUUCAAGUUUGACAUGACGACGCCGGAGAGCGAUCCUCAACUAGAUCCAACGGCGGCGCAGAAUUUUCCAUUCUCUCUCCCUCCGUACCCUAAGAUGAUUAUGGAAGCGAUCGAAGCAUCCACCGACCCUUACGGAUGCAACAAAACGGCGAUUGCAAAACACAUCGAAUCAACCAAGAUCACUCUACCUCCAUCUCACAUGACGCUUCUCAGUUACCAUCUCAAUCAAAUGAAACAAUCAGGUCAGCUCAUGGUUUUCAAAAACAAUUACAUGAAACCAGAUCCUAAUGGUCCUCCUAAACGUGGCCGUGGCCGUCCUCCGAAACCUAAACCAGAAGCCGGUUCAAGCCACGUGGCGACGGUUCCAGCUCCGUCAGCUUCUCCGUCGAGGCCUCGAGGUCGUCCUCCAAAGUCUAAGGAGGCUCCGUCGGAGCCAAAAGAAAAAGUACCGAGUGUUUCGGGAAGGCCACGUGGACGACCACCGAAGAAGCAGAAGACGGAAUCAGAGACGGUUAAUGCGACGGAUGCACCGACGGCUAAGCCUGAAGGUGAGCGUAGAGGUCGUGGAAGGCCACCGAAAGUGAAACCAGCUAUGGUGCCUGUUGGUUGUUAGAGUAAAAUGCAAAUGCUCCUUCGAUAGAAAGAUAGUUUUUUAAAAAAAUAAAAUUUAGUAUUUUCCUAAUUUCGUUUUAAUCGUGUAGUUUUAAAUUUAAUUGUGUGUGUUCGUUAUUGUUUAGGUGGUUGAUUAGAGAAUGUAAUUCGACUUUGCAUUUGGUGUGUGAUGUAAAUUUCGGGUCAUAACCCUUUUAUAAA
Messenger RNA from Arabidopsis lyrata subsp. lyrata, 864 nucleotides. RefSeq names its product HMG-Y-related protein A. Gene Ontology annotation, biological process: nucleosome assembly; regulation of DNA-templated transcription; negative regulation of DNA recombination. NCBI's taxonomy places the organism in Eukaryota, Viridiplantae, Streptophyta, Magnoliopsida, Brassicales, Brassicaceae. Gene Ontology annotation, cellular component: nucleolus; nucleosome; nucleus. The transcript is spliced from 2 exons. The record is from RefSeq and is a predicted model, not a curated record. Gene Ontology annotation, molecular function: nucleosomal DNA binding; double-stranded DNA binding. Bases 65 to 664 code for a protein of 199 amino acids.